Engraulis encrasicolus (European anchovy) is the source of this 8799-nucleotide messenger RNA. RefSeq names its product receptor-type tyrosine-protein phosphatase beta-like. The coding region runs from base 124 to 8256 and encodes 2710 amino acids. The record is from RefSeq and is a predicted model, not a curated record. Lineage: Eukaryota; Metazoa; Chordata; Actinopteri; Clupeiformes; Engraulidae. The transcript is spliced from 36 exons. Gene Ontology annotation, molecular function: protein binding; protein tyrosine phosphatase activity. Gene Ontology annotation, biological process: protein dephosphorylation.
AAACAACAGAAUGGGAGGAAGCACUGUUCUCUGACUUUUUCCUCCUAUGAAGGCGCAUUUCCUUUUGUCGCCUCAACCUUGCUCAUCUGAACCAGUGUAGCUCCAGAGUCAGUUACAACCAAAAUGGAUACUCUGCUUUAUGCAUUACUGAUAAUCCUGCGUUUUUCUGGCACACUGAGUUUCAUUAUUGCACAUACAACGAAAGGACUCUGCAUAUCCAGGUUACACAAAAGCGAAAUAGUUUACCUUGGCACAUGUGACAGCACCAAUCCAGCCCAGCAAUGGACAUGGACGGACAACAUGAAGCUUUAUCACCAACAAUCAUCCAAGUGUCUCUCGGCAGACAGAAGAGGCGGGCAACUUGGAACUCGUCUUGUCAGUCUCAAAAACUGUAGCGGGUCACCUUCAUGGAAAUGCUACGACGAAUGGGGUAUCUUUGGAUUAGCAGACAAGCCAUUGUAUCUGAAGACGCAAGGCAUAAGAGUUAUCAUUCAAAAGAACCCUAUUUUUUCCAACUGGACUGCUUCACACAUCGAUAAUGGGGACAAACAGAAGAUGGCACCCAUUUGCCAAAUUAAAGGUUCCACCACAGUCUCAACAUCCACAUUCUCAUCAACACACAAAUCCACCACUUAUACCAGUACAUCACAAGAAGCCACUGAAACACAAACAUCACUCCACCCUAAACUCAUCACAGACACCAACCAAGUGCUGUGGACACACUCAGUCACACAGCAGAUCACCCUGAGAGCCCCGGUCACUGUUCGGAACAGGGCGGUGACGCAUCCUAGUAGUGACACUGUGAAGCCUCGGACCAGGAGGGCCUUGACCACUGAUCUGAGGCCUGUGUCGACGAUACCAGUAACCCCCAACGCUCUGAACAGAAGUGACAUCACCACGGUGGUCACAGGAUCUGACCCCUCUCUCACUGAAACUUCCCAUGCAGUAGAUCUGUGGACCGGUGAGUCUGACUCACCCACUAGCCCUGCCACUGUGCCGCAGCGUGGGUUUCGGGAUGAAACGGCUUCAUCCGCCGAGACCUUUGCCCCUCAAACGCAGCCCGGAGCCGUUGAUGAAAUGUCUGUGGGAUCAGUCAGUGCCCACAAGACAGCAGCACGGCUUCCCACCACAGAUUUGCCCCCUGACAGCACCAAGAUUGUGUCCCCAACCCCAACAGACCUCGUUUCUAACGCUGUGCCACACAGGCCCCUCACAGACCUUGACUCGAACCCUGCGCCCCACAGUCACACCACGUCAGGGAUGGCCCCUGCCGAUUCCACAGACCUAGUGACUGGUAAGGAUCUAACUGCCAUGAUGACACAUGACGGCGGGCUGCAUGCUGGUGGUGGUGGUGGUGGUGGUGGUGGUACUACACAGGCUGAGGAGGAGACAUUGGCACCCUCAUCCUCCUCUUCCUCCUCUGCUGCUGCCACUGGACCUGGCACCACCACCACAAGACUCCACAUCACCACAUCAGACGAGUCGACCACAACACCCAAACCUCCUCUCACCACCAGUCGAGUGCCCCCAGGGAGAAGCCGAGGCACCACAGCCAUGGGAACAGCAGCAUCCUCUAGGGCAGCAACUUCCCCAUCUGGACCUUCGACCACUGGCCCAGGUGUAGGGAGCAGUGCCCAUCACAGCCCAGCGGCGUCCAGAGCCACCCACAUCCCUGUGGAGGUUACUGAGGUGCCGGUGAGCACCACUGGCCUCAGGUCAACCACGUUUGCUCAGACAACCUCCAUCGCUGCUGAAUCCACUGCCACCACCACCACCACUGUUAAGCCAACAACCCCGAGCACAGUUCUGAUAACUACCGCCCCUGCCACCAGCCCUGAGAUAACCACCUCAACAACCACCACCACCACCAUCCCCACCACCACCAACAUCCCCACCACAACUACACAACAAACUACCACAAAGUUAAUAACUACUCCUGCUACGACUCAAGCCAGAUCCACCACACUGCCUCCCACCACUACAACCACUGCUGCUCCAACCACCCUGAUGACCACAACUUACCCCACAACCACAGCCACCACACAACAGCUGGAAACGACGGAGGCAGUCAGAUGUUGGAUAAAUGACACAGAGGUCCAUUCCACCACUGACAGAAUCGAAGUGAAGUUCACCACCAUCCGAGAAGGCUGUAAUUUUACUAUAGCUUAUAGUAGUGUGUCCCCCGAAGCGGAGUGUCGUUCAGUAUUGGGCGACAGUGAAUCCUUCCAGUGUCUUAUUGAGGAUUUGACUCCAGGCACCUCUUUUGACUUGGGAAUCAUCUCGAAAACUGAUGGAGAGCGACAAAAUGUGUCAGUGCAAACAGACCCAGAGCCCCCCUCAGACGUGGUGCUGGAGCCCGACAGAGAUGCCACGUCUGGGCUGCGUGUGCGCUGGUCCCACCCGCGUGGCACGGUGGACUGGUACGAGCUGUCUCUGGAGGAGGUGGACACCGGCCGCCGAGUCUCCGCCACCAGGGUGAUGGGCACCGCGGCCACCCAAUCAGGCUUCUCCGCCCUCACCCCUGGCACCGCUUACACCCUCCGCCUGCGAUCUCUCACAGGGGACAGAGGAUCUGUUCCCACCAUCAGGACAGCUGCCACAGCUCCAUCUCCCAUCAGAGGCCUGAAGCUGGCUCCCUCCUCCAGGAACCUGGACGUGUCCUGGCUGCCCGGCCCCGGUCGGGUGGAGCACUUCUGGGUGCUGCUGACGGAGCAGGACAGCCUGCUCCACAAUGUCACUGUAGGUGCCAAGGUCACCACAUACACCUUCUCCGGAGUGACUCCAGGAACACUGUGUAAAGUAGCAGUGGUGGCUGUGUCGGCUGGGAUACCGAGCGCUCCAAUCUCCAAAGCAGCUGUCACAGCCCCAUCUGCCAUCAUUGGCCUGAAGCUGUCUUCCACCCCCGGCAACAUCAGCAUGUCCUGGCAGCCUGGUGCGGGUCGGGCAGACCUCUUCUGGCUGGUGCUGAGCGAGCAGGGGAAGAUGACCCAGAAUGCCACUCUGGCCAGCGGGGUGACCUCUCACACCUUCACUGGCGUGACACCGGGUACAAAGUGCAAAGUGUCGCUGGUGGCGGAGUCCAUGGGGUUGAAAAGCAGUCCAGUGUCUAGAGAGGUCUACACAGCUCCUGCCACCGUGUCGGCCCUGAGGCUGGAGAACAAUGGCAGCCAGGCCAGCCUGAGGGCCUCCUGGGAGCCAGCUCCAGGCAGGGGGAAGUACUACGUGCUCACCCUGUCCAGUGCCGGCGCGCUCAAACCCAAAUACACUGACGUGGUCCCCUUCAACAGCACCAGCUGGACCUUCGUGAGGCUGGUUCCUGGGAGGACCUAUGAGGUUGGAGUGAAGACGCAGGGAGAAACGCUGAUGACUGAGGAGGUCAAAGCCACAGGCCAAACAGUUCCUGGGAAAGCCUCUCAGCUGGGGAUGCAGCGGCUGAAUGACCAGAAGAGCCUCAAGCUGCUGUGGGCGCCCCCUAAUGGGGAGUUCCAGCGUUACACGGUGCUGCUGCUGAAUGGCUCGUCUGUGCUGGUCAAUCGGACCGUGGGGAAGGGCACACAGCAGUAUGUGUUCAACCCCCCCAGCCUCGUCCCUGGCAGACUCUACAGAGCCGCAGUCACGGUGGAGAGCGGCCAGCUGGCCUCCACCGCCUACACCCAGGGCAGAUUAGCACCAAGGCCUGUUCAGAAGCUGACCAUCCACCACAGUGAUGAGAAGUCCCUGGGAGCGCGAUGGAGGCCCCCUGUUGGCGAGUGGGAGAACUACACCGUAGUGCUGAAGUCCCAGGAGGCAGAGGUGAGCAGGAGGACGCUGGAGGCCUCCCAGACAGAGUGCACCUUCACUGGGCUGACCCCGGGACGCAGAUACAGCAUCGCGGUCAUCACCAGGAGCGGAGAGCUCAGCAACACCGCAUCAGUGACUGGACAAACCAUGUCUGCGGAGGUGACCAGUCUGCAGGUGAGUAACGAGGGCAGCACAGACAGCCUGCUGACCAGCUGGCAGCGCGCCGCCGGGGAGAUCGACUCCUACCGUGUGCUGCUCAUCCACGACAGCAUCAUCAUCAAGAACGACAGCGUGCCGGCCGACACCUCCUCCUACAGCUUCCAGGGCCUGAAGCCCGGGGCCCUCUACGGGGUCGUGGUCACCACCGUCAGGCUGGGCAAGUCCUCCAGGCAGGCGGUAGCAGAGGGACGCACAGUGCCUGCUGCUGUCCAGGAGGUGACGGUCAGCAACAAUGGCCGAACUGACUUCUUGAGCGUGUCCUGGUCUCCGUCACAAGGGGAGGUUGACAGCUACCUCGUCAUUUUGAGGGACAGGGACAGAACCAUCCACUCAGCUGUCGUCUCCAAGUCCAGCCCUGAGUGCGUCUUCAAGUCUCUGGUGCCGGGGCGUCUCUACAACAUCUCCAUCACCACCCGCAGUGGCAAAUAUGAGAACCACACCGUGGUGCAGGAGAGAACACAGCCCUCUAGCGUCCAGAUGCCCUCUGCCAUGCAUGGAGCCAGGGACGACUACCUGCGCGUGUACUGGGGCCACGCGCACGGAGACUUCGACUUCUACCAGGUGGGCAUCAAGCACAACAACCACCUGAUCCAGAACCGCACGGUGGCCAAGGUCCAGAACGAGUGCGUCUUCACCGGGCUGGAGCCGGGCCGCCUCUACACCGUUGUCGUCAGCACCUGGAGCGGGAAGUACGUCUCCAGCGCCGCCACGGACGGAAGGACAUUCCCUGCUGUGGUGCAGUCCCUGACUCUAGCCGGCCAGGGGACCGAGGAGCUUCGUGUGACAUGGUCACCAGCCCCUGGUGACGUGGAUCACUACGAGGUGCAGCUGCUCUUCAACGACAUCAAGGUGUUCCCCCCCCUCACCCUCAGCAGCACCACGGCCGAGUGCCAGCUCACUUCCCUCACGCCCGGACGCCUCUACAAGAUCGUGGUGUCCACCUUCAGCGGGCCCAACCAGAAGGCCAAGUUCAUCGAAGGCAGAACAGUGCCCAGCAAAGUGAAGAGCAUCCACAUCAGCAAUGAGGGCCAGAGCACCAGUCUGAAGAUCAACUGGACACCAGGACAGGGGGACGUGGACAGCUACAACGUGUCCCUCUGGGGCCCCGGCAGGCAGCAGCCGGACGUCAGGGCCCUACCCAAGCACGUCAACCAGCUCAGCUUCCAAGACCUUCAGGAGGGACAGAAGUACUCCAUCACUGUGCAGACCAUCAGCGGGUCCCUGCUCAACAACAGCACCGCCUCCGGACGCACCAUCCCUUCCUCUGUGUCGGCUCUGCAGGUGGACAACAAGCACAGUACGGGCAGUCUGCAGGUGUGGUGGCAGGCAGGCAGGGGGGUGUAUGACAGCUACAGCCUGCAGCUGCUGGACGAGAGGGGUGUGCUGGUCACCAACAGCACGGAGGGGGCCUCCGCCACCGAGCACCGCUUCACCCACCUCACCCCGGGCAAGAAGUACCGCGUCCUCGUGCACACCCUCAGCGGAGGCGUCCUCAGCAAGGCCGAGACGGCGGUGGGACGCACGUGUCCCGCAUUUGUCAACGACCUCCUGAUCAAGGCCAACAGCACCGGCAGCCUGUCGUUCCGCUGGUCUCCACCGGAGGGCGACUUUGAUGGCUACGACAUCUUCCUGUACAGCAGCGAUGAGGUGCUGCACGACCGCAAGAACGCUGAUGCCAAGACGCAGGAGUGCUCCUUCCAGAACCUGAGGCCCGGGGCGCUCUACAAGAUGGUGGUCCUGACCAGGAGUGGGGACCAGAAGAAUGACACCUUCAUCUGGGCCAGAACAGUCCCUGCGGCGGUGAGCUCCCUGCAGGCGGCCAGUGGUAACCAGACCCAGAGCCUGCGUGUGGGCUGGGAGCGCGUGGCAGGAGAGCUGAGCGGCUACGUGCUGUCCAUCUACAACCCGGACGGCUCCCAGCAUGCCGAGCGGCAGCUGGGGCCCGAGAGCCUGGAGCACACCUUCCAGGACUUGGUGCCCGGACGCCUCUACAACAUCCUCAUGCUCACCCGCAGCGGAGAGCUCACCAACCAGGCAGCCGCUGAGGGCAGGACAGCACCCUUAUCUCCGACAUCGUUCAUGUUUGGGGGCAUCACCAACACGUCUCUGGAGAUCACCUGGAGUGGGCCCAUCAACACGGACUAUGAUGACUUUGACAUCCAGUGGACUCCCAAAGACCCGCUGUCGGUGGUGAACCCCUACCCCACACGCACCUCCGGCAGCCGCAUCCUGAAGGGCCUGUACCCCGGACGCCUCUACACCUUCAGCCUCCGCACCGUCAGUGGCUCAGGGACGGCCCAGAUGACCCACAGCGCACCCAUCUACCAGAGCAUCCGAUCCAAGCCACAGCGUAUCCAGACGUUGCACUGCCGUCCCCAGAGCUCCACGGCCAUCUCCUGCUCGUGGAGCCCCCCGGAGGCUGACUUUGACUCCUACACCAUCGAGUGCCUGCGGCAGGACUCGCGCAAGCUGGUGUACUCGCGCCGCACGGGCCGCGACAGCUCCUCCUACCACAUCACGGAGCUGGAGCCCCACAGGCGCUACAUGGUGUCCAUCAAGGCCGUCGCCGACAGCAUGACCAGCGAGGCCGCCGAGGAGAGCGUCGUCACCAUGAUCGACCGGCCUCCGGUUCCAACCACUCGAGUCAGUGAGAGGGUGGCCCAGGUCACCAAGUCCACCAUCUCCUUUAAAUUCAACUGCAGCUGGUUCAGUGACAUCAAUGGCGCUGUGAAAUUCUUCACUGUUAUCGUGACCGAGUCUGAUGAUAAUGAGAUGGUACAGCCUUGGCAGCAGCAUCCUCUGCCCUCUUAUAAGGACUACAGAUACAACAGCUCGGUGAAGACCUACCAGACCAACUACUUCCCCAGCCACUGCUCUGAGGGCCUGGACAGCUCUCAGGGCUUUGAGAUCGACCUGGGCUCAGGGAGAGAGGACCUCGGCGGCAACUGCUUUCCUGAACUGGACGUCUAUUGUGAUGGACCACUCAAACCAAAGACUGCAUACAGACUGAGUGUGCGUGCCUUUACCCAGCUCUUUGAGGAAGAGCACUCCUCUCCACUCUACACUGACACCUUCCUGUCCCUGCCAGUCGUCACAGAAGCAGAGCCUCUGAGUGGCGUCAUUGAGGGCGUGAGUGCCGGUCUCUUCCUCAUUGCCACCAUGGUGGGUGUGGCAGCCCUGCUCAUAUGCAGGCAAAAGGCCCGCAAAGUGAGUGUGCAGGAGCCCGUGGUGAGAAUGAGCAUAAGGAGGGAGCGUCCACUCCCUGGAACACACCUUGCCAACCGAGGAAAUCGACGCAUUUCAAGCCCCAUCAAGCUUUUGCACUUUGAGGGCCAUCUCACCAAGUUACAAGCUGACUCCAACUACCUCCUCUCUGAGGAAUUUGAGGAUUUGAAAGAUGUUGGUCGCAACCAGCCAAUGGACACAGCCCUGCUGCCUGAAAACAGAGGGAAAAACAGAUACAACAACAUUCUCCCCUAUGACUCAACGAGGGUGAAGCUUUCUUAUGUGGACGAUGACCCCUGCUCAGACUACAUCAAUGCCAGCUACAUCCCUGGAAAUAGCUUCAGGCGUGAGUACAUUGCCACCCAGGGCCCUCUGCCUGGCACUAAGGAUGACUUCUGGAAGAUGGUGUGGGAGCAUAACGUACACAAUGUUGUCAUGGUCACACAGUGUGUGGAGAAAGGAAGGGUCAAGUGUGAUCACUACUGGCCAUUUGACCAGGAUCCUCUCUACUAUGGAGACCUCAUUGUCCAGAUGCUUUCUGAAUCAGUUCUUCCUGAAUGGACCAUCCGGGAGUUCAAGAUAUGUAGCGAGGAUCAGCUGAAUUUCUCGAGGGUGGUUCGCCAGUUUCACUACACCGUCUGGCCCGACCACGGCGUUCCUGAGACCACGCAGUCCCUGAUCCAGUUUGUGAGGACGGUGCGGGACUACAUCAACAGGACACCAGGCUCUGGAGCCACCGUGGUGCACUGCAGUGCUGGGGUGGGCCGUACUGGGACCUUCAUAGCGCUGGACAGACUGCUGCAGCAGCUGGACGCCAGGGACUCAGUGGACCUGUACGGUGCAGUGUUUGACCUGAGGGUACACCGCUCCCACAUGGUGCAGACAGAGUGUCAGUAUACAUACCUUCACCAGUGCGUGCGGGAUGUGUUGCGGGCUCGCAAGCUGAGGAAUGAGCAGGAGAACCCUCUGUACCCCAUCUAUGAGAACGUCAACCCCGACUACCACCGAGAUAAGGUGUACACCAGGCGCUAAGGACUGAAUGAACUACUGAGGAGAAGAAGGGUGGAGAAAGGGAAUCACAUGUGAAAUUAUAAUAUGCAAAGCACUAAGAAGCUAUAUAGCGACUCUAUUUUUAUACUUUGUGUAUGACUUUUGUAAGCAGUAUUAAUUGUGAAUGGACGUUCUUGAUAUUUAAGUGUAACAGAUCUGUAUAUAUAUAUACUUGCUUUCCUUGCACAUUACAUUUGUGAUAAAUUGGGAGUAACAAUUACACUGUAUUGUAUACGUAAGCAUUUUUCUCUGUGAAUUUUUACAUGGCACAAAAACGUUGCGGUCAAAUCUAUUAUAAUAAUCUGAGUUACAACAACGUGUCAAACCACUGGAGGAUUUUACUGUUUAUCAUUAAACUGGAAAAUGGGAGCAUUGUAUUUGAGAGGUAGUGAAAGGUAGUUAUUCAAUUGGAGCAUUCCACUGAUGUCCAUUACUGUAUUUCGUUGUAAGGAUGGUGAUGAGGGUGCUUUUGUUUUUGUCUACAUAUCAUUGGUUGACGUUUCAGGGAAUCAUGAAGCAAUUUUU